Messenger RNA from Styela clava, 2039 nucleotides. Its product is annotated as 2-Hydroxyacid oxidase 1-like. Gene Ontology annotation, molecular function: oxidoreductase activity; FMN binding. The record is from RefSeq and is a predicted model, not a curated record. NCBI's taxonomy places the organism in Eukaryota, Metazoa, Chordata, Ascidiacea, Stolidobranchia, Styelidae.
GUGACCAGUGAAUCUCUGGACAAAAAACAUGCUUCUUAUCAAAACUUAAAUUGAAAAACUGGUUUUAUUGUUUUUGUGGAUGGCGUCAUUAUAGUUAUUUAUUUAUUUCUUAAAUUUUAUAGCGAUAUGAAGUUGAGUAAUACCGAAGUUCGAAUCUUGGUACUGGUACCUGAUUUCUAAGAUGUCUUUAGGGGAAUCCCCAGGAUUGCAGUGCUCGUCGGUAUUGUGCACUUGGCAAAAAGGAUAGAGAAAUGUGAUUACAUUCGAUUUCAAGGUUGUGUUGCUUGGUAAAUUGUAUUCAAUUAUAGUCCUUUCUAUGAUUCUAGGAUUUUGAAUGCAUAAAUAAAUAAAAUAGCGAUUUAUUUUCUAUUUACAUUGCCUGCAUUGUUUUUUCGCAUGCCCGUUACAAUUACAUUAGUUCUGUAGGUAGUUUUGCGUGGGAAUUUGUCUCAUCAGACGUGAGAGGUUGGUCACAUUCUAGCGUCAUUGUCGUAUCAAUAAUCUAUCUUGCUGUCGCAAUUUUAUUUUUCGGUCACAAACAUCUGAUUUUUCCAAGUUUAUCAUCGGCCAAUAGUUCAAAAAUAGUUAUGCUUAGUUUUUGCCAAUAUCUUGCUUCGUUGUAAUUUCGAAUUCGAAAGACCCUUCAGCCUUUUUAGAUUGCAGACUCAUCACAGGUCUGCAGAUUAUUCUGUUACAUUUCUGGUUUUGGAAUGGAUCUAAGCCAACUAAAUAUUAAACGUUUUGGAUUUGAGGUUUGUUUUCAGAUUUGUUUAUUAGUAUGAGUUCGGAGCUAAUAUGCAUUGCCGAUUUUGCAAAAGAGGCGAGGCGGAAACUGUCCCCCGAAGGCUGGGGAUACUAUGCCUCUGCAGCCAUUGGCGAAACAACAGCACAAGAAAAUUGUGAAGCAUAUAAAAAAUGGAGGUUUCGACCAGGUUUGCUUAAGAAUGUUUCGGAUGUCGAUAUGUCAACAACCGUACUUGGUUCAAACCUAUCUUUUCCGAUCUGCAUCGCACCAACAGCUCAUCAUGCUAUUGGUUGUGCGGAGGGUGAAGUUGCAACAGCUAAAGCUGCAGAGUCUUUGGGUGCAGGGAUGGCGUUGAGUCUCUUCAGUAACUUUACUAUGGAAGAAGUAGCUCAAAAGUCACCCAACUGCAUUAGGUGGUGUCAUGUUCAAAUUGUUCAGAAUUCUGAUGUCACAGAACAUUAUAUGAAACGAGCAGAGAAAGCUGGAUUUACUGGAUUCAUCGUAACGAUUGAUCGAGCGGUUUUAGGAAAACGAUGUUAUAAAUAUGAAGAUGGAGAGCGUUUCACAUUCAUACCCAAGCAUCCAUGCCCCAACCUCCGAGAGUCAAUAAAACAUUCAAUGCCAAAUAUGAACGAAAUAGAAGCAUAUCAACAAGUAUCUAACAGCACAACAGAAUGGGACAGCAUAGACUGGCUAAAAUCAAGGACUAAACUACCAGUGGCUGUAAAAGGGGUUCUGACAAGAGAAAUGGCUUUGAAAGCAAUUGAGCAUAAGGUGGACGGUAUAAUAGUAUCCAAUCAUGGUGGUCGACAAUUAGAUGGAACUUUUGCCACGAUUGAUGCGCUCCCAGAGGUGGUCAAAGCAGUGAAUGGCAGAUGUGAUGUAUACCUAGAUGGUGGAAUCCGCAAAGGAACUGACAUUGCGAAAGCAAUUGCGCUUGGUGCAAAAGCAGUUUUUGUGGGAAGACCAAUACUCUGGGGCCUGGCUUGUGGGGGAACAGAGGGUGUGCAGAAAGUAUUGGAAAUUCUAAGAGAUGAAUUGAUGAACACCAUGCAGCUUUUAGGGGUCAGAUCUCUACAAGAACUACAAACAACCCCAAACCUAGUAGUACAUGAAUCGUAUCUAUUUUCAAAACUAUGAUGAAAUUAAUCGACGGGGAUAAUAUUUCAUUCACAUCUGUUAUCGCAUCCUUUGGUUUACCGUGUAAACAGGAGGUGCUUUAGACUCAUUUAGAGCAACUAUACAACAGGAGGUAGAUCGACAUCUGAGCUGACAUUGGCCUAUCCGAGAACGC